CUCCUCGCGCAGGGCCUUUCCGGCUGCUGCUGCCGCUGCCUGCGGUUUGCUGCCCUGAGGGUUCCGCGUUGGGACGCGAUGUCUCUGCAAGGGGCGGUAGGGGCUGCGGAGUUGGUUUUCUAUGUCAAUGGCAGAAAGGUAAUAGAGAAAAAUGCCGAUCCUGAACAGAUGCUGCUGUUUUAUCUGCGAAAGAGACUCCGUCUUACAGGAACUAAGUAUGGCUGUGGAGGAGGUGGCUGUGGUGCCUGCACAGUGAUGAUAUCAACUUACGAGCCAGCUGCUAAGAAGAUACGACACUACUCAGCAAAUGCAUGCUUGCUUCCCAUUUGCUCCUUGCAUGGUAUGGCAGUCACCACAGUGGAAGGUGUUGGAAGUACAAGAACCAGAAUUCAUCCAGUUCAGGAAAGGCUUGCUAAGUGCCAUGGCUCCCAGUGUGGUUUCUGUACCCCUGGAAUGGUGAUGUCCAUAUACACUUUGUUAAGAAACCACCCAGAACCAACUUAUGAGCAGAUGACUGCAGCUCUGGCUGGGAACUUGUGCCGCUGUACUGGGUACAGGCCCAUCCUAGAUGCCUGUAAAACCUUUUGUAAGGAUUCUGUUUGUUGUCAAAGUAAAGCAAAUGGGAGCUGUUGCUUGGAUCAAGAAGAGGAUUUAUUUGACAGAAAAGAGAAGGAAUCUGCCAGACUGUUUUCACCAGAUGAAUUCCAGCCCUUAGAUCCCACCCAAGAGUUUAUAUUUCCUCCAGAACUAAUGAGAAUGGCUGAAAAUCAACCGAAAAGGACUCUGGUUUUUCAUGGGGAACGAAUGAUGUGGAUUUCUCCUGUAACCUUAGAUGAAUUACAGGAUCUGAAAGCUGCCCACCCCAAAGCACCUCUUGUUGUUGGAAACACUGGUGUGGGACCUGAUAUGAAAUUUAGAGGCGUGUUCCAUCCAAUUGUCAUUGCUCCUGCCAGGAUCCCAGAUCUGAAUGUGGUGAAAUGCAUGAGCGAUGGAUUAACUAUAGGAGCUGCCUGCAGCCUGUCUCUAAUGAAAGACGUCUUGAGAAAUGCAGUUUUGGAGUUACCUGAAGAGAAGACAAAGAUUUUCUAUGCGGUCUUGCAGCAGUUAAGAACACUGGGUGGAGAACAGAUAAGAAAUGUUGCUUCAUUAGGUGGAAACAUUGUAAGUCGAAAAUCAACCUCAGACUUGAACCCUAUUCUGGCAGCUGGCAAUUGUAUGCUUAAUCUGGCUUCGCAAGGAGGAAAGAGAUGGAUUCCUUUGAGUGAUAUUUUUGCAAAUGGAGUUGGUAACAAUGCUAUAAUGCCGGAAGAGGUUUUAGUCUCUGUCCGUAUUCCCCAUUCUAGGAAGGGAGAGUAUAUCUCUGCAUUUAGACAAGCACCUAGAAGAGAAAAUGCUCUCCCAAUAAUUAGUGCUGGAAUGAGAGUCCUUUUUGAAGAAGGUACAGACAAAAUAAAGGAUUUGAGCAUUUUCUAUGGAGGUGUUGCUUCAACAACAAUCUGUGCAAAGCAAACUUGUCAGACUCUUGUUGGAAGAUACUGGAAUGAAGAGAUGUUGGAUGAAGCUUCCAGGCUAAUCCUCAAUGAAAUAGUUCUUCCAGACUCAGCCUGGGAUGGGAAAGUAGAAUAUAAAAAAAUUCUGAUAGUUAGUUUCUUCUACAAAUUUUUCCUGGAAGUAUUACAGUCCUUGAAGACAAUGGACCCUUGUCGCUAUCCUGGCAUACCUGCGGAGUAUGAGAGUGUUCUAGAAAACUUCCAAACCAAAAUGCCCCAGAGUAUCCAAAUAUUCCAGAAUGUAGAGCUGAGUCAGUCUCCCCAGGAUCCUGUGGGACGGCCUAUUAUGCACCAGUCUGGAAUUAAGCAUGCCACUGGUGAAGCAGUUUACGUUGAUGAUAUUCCUUCUGUCGAUGGAGAGCUCUUCCUGGCUGUUGUCACUAGUUCCAGAGCUCAUGCUAAGAUUAUAGCUGUAGAUACCUCAGAGGCUCUGAAGGAACCAGGUGUGUUUGAUGUCAUAACAGCUAAUGAUGUACCAGCUACAAAUGAGUUUCACUACUCUGAUGAUCCAGAGAUUAUAUUUGCAAGAAACAAGGUAAUUUGUGUUGGUCAGAUUGUAUGUGCUGUAGCUGCAGAUUCAUAUGCUCAUGCCAAACAAGCUGCUGCAAAAGUGAAGAUAGAGUAUGAAGCGCUGGAACCUGUGAUCUUGACAAUUGAGGAUGCUAUAAAGCACAAUUCAUUCUUUGAGCCAAAAAGAAAAUUAGAACGUGGAGAUGUUGAUAAGGCAUUUGAAACUGUCGAUCAUAUACUUGAAGGGGAGAUUCACAUUGGGGGACAGGAACACUUUUAUAUGGAGACUCAGAGUGUCCUUGCUAUUCCAAAAGGAGAGGAUAAAGAAAUGGAUGUGUUUGUUUCAACACAACAUCCAGCAUUUAUCCAGGAGAUGGUAGCUGCAAGUCUAGGCGUUCCAGCAAACAGGAUCAUGUGCCAUGUUAAACGAGUUGGUGGAGCUUUUGGUGGGAAACUCCUGAAAGCUGGUUUACUGGCAUCAGUUGCUUCAGUGGCAGCAAACAAAACCAACAGAGCAGUCCGUCUUAUUCUGAGCCGGGGAGAUGAUAUGUUGAUCACUGGUGGCCGACAUCCUUUUAUUGGCAAAUACAAAGUUGGCUUCAUGAAUGAUGGUAGAGUCAGAGCUGUGGAUGCCAGAUAUUACAUUAAUGGCGGAUGCACCCCUGAUGAAUCUGUCCUGGUAGCAGAAGUGUCCUUAUUAAAAAUGGACAAUGUGUAUAAGAUUCCCAACUUGAGGUGCUGGGCUUCUGCUUGCAAAACAAACUUGCCAUCAAACACAGCAUUUCGAGGGUUUGGUUUUCCUCAGUCAGGACUGGUGACAGAAACUUGGAUAACAGGAGUUGCAGAGAAAACAGGUUUAUCACCAGAAAAGGUUAGGGAAAUAAAUAUGUAUAAGGAGGAUGAGCAAACACACUUCAAACAAAAACUUGAUCCACAAAACUUAGUACGUUGUUGGAAUGAAUGUUUGGAGAAAUCUGCAUACUACAGUAGGAAAACGGCUAUCGAGGAAUUUAACAAACAAAAUUACUGGAAGAAAAAAGGCAUUGCCAUUGUUCCAAUGAAGUUUCCAUUUGGACUAGGCUCACGUUACCUUUCUCAGGCUGCUGCUCUGGUUCAUAUUUAUACGGAUGGAUCUGUGCUUUUGACACAUGGUGGAAUUGAAUUGGGACAGGGUAUUCAUACAAAAAUGAUCCAGGUUGCUAGUCGGGAAUUAAACAUCCCAAUGUCAUACAUUCACUUCUGUGAAACAAGCACAACAACUGUUCCUAAUGCGUGUGCUUCAGCAGGAUCUGCAGGGACAGAUGUCAAUGGCAUGGCUGUGAAGGAUGCUUGCCAAACUCUUCUGAAACGCCUGCAGCCUAUCAUUAACAAGAACCCAAAAGGCAACUGGAACGAUUGGAUUAAAGAAGCCUUUAAACAAAGUGUGAGUCUUUCAGCUACUGGCUACUUCAGAGGCUAUGAUGAAAAUAUGGACUGGGAGAAAGGGGAAGGACAGCCAUUCACGUACUUUCUUUAUGGAACUGCUUGUUCAGAGGUUGAAAUUAACUGUUUAACGGGAGAUCACAAGAACCUCAGAACAGACAUAGUUAUGGACAUUGGAUGCAGCAUAAAUCCAGCUGUGGAUAUAGGACAGAUUGAAGGUGCCUUUGUUCAAGGCAUUGGACUUUACACAAUGGAAGAAUUGAAGUACUCUCCAGAAGGAGUCCUGCGUACUCGGGGUCCAGAUCAGUAUAAGAUCCCUGCUGUUUGUGAUAUUCCAGAACAGUUUAAUGUUUCCCUGCUGUCAUCUUCCCAAAAUCCGUAUGCCAUCUAUUCAUCCAAGGGGUUAGGUGAGGCAGGACUUUUCUUGGGAUGCUCUGUGUUCUUCGCAUUGAGGGAUGCAAUAACUCGUGUGAGGAAUGAAAGAGGACUAAAAAAGACCUUUGCCCUGAACAGCCCUCUGACUGCUGAACAAAUACGAGCAGCCUGCACAGAUGACUUUACGAAGAUGAUGACAAAUGAUGAAUCUGCUUUCUUCACUCCUUGGGCCAGAGUGCAUCAGACCUGAACAGAAUUCCAACUAUUGAUUUCCUGCUCCAAAGCACACUAAUCAACUCACAUAAAAUAAAGUAUUUUCGCAUUUUCAGAAUAGAAGCAUAUAUACAUUUAAAAAAAAGCACAUUACUCUUCUGUCAGUCUUCAUCUUUGGUCUGGUAUACUUACUACACCACUCGAGUUAUAGCAUUUAAUUAUUAGAAAUACAUCUCCAAACAUACUUAGUCCACAUGUCAUGCAGUGCAGGUCUUUGCAGACAUCUUGGUUGAAAAAUUGGAACUUUGUUUAUUAAAUUAAAUAUCUUUCUGAUAGCAAGUGAUUUGUAGUAAAGUGAUUUUAGAUUUGUCUUGGUACAGACAUCUUUGUGUUAAGAAUAUACGCGGAACUAGUAGUAUGAUUUUCUUUUGCUAUGCCAGGCAAAUUGGUAUGACCUAUACAGAUAGGACAUUGAUUUUGUCUUCAAAACUGGAAGAGUCACUUAGAUGUAGUUUCCCAUUAAGGCUUUCUUUUUGUCGUGGAACAGUUCAAAAGCCUCUGAAUUUAGUGGGAAAAUUCAUGUGGAGUUCAGUGUACUUUUAAAUAGAGGCCUGGAUGAACCUGUCUCUGGAAAGGAUUCUUAAACAGUGCUUAAUCCUGUUCUCUGCGCUGUACUGAGUCGUGAGAGUAAGUUAAGAGCUUUUCUUUCGCUCUUGAGCAUUACCGUGAUAAAAAAGACAAAAACAAAAUAACAGAAAACAGUUUAAAAACUGCAAAAGAUAUCUGCAAAUAUUGAUCAUCUGAUGCUGCCUAGGCAGCAGACAAGUAGUAGCAGCUGGAGACAGGAAAAUAUAAAGCAGCACUGUUUAAAAUGGUAACAAAUUCUGGUGAUAAUAAAUUUGAAGAAUGUAUUUAUUUGUAAUAUAAGACAAGUUCAAGAAAUUGUAUAGAAUAUAUUGAAAUGAAUAUAUUAUGGAAGCUCCAGUCACCGUUUUCUCAUUUCAGCGUUAGAAUCCAUAGAAUUGAGCUCAUGGAAAACUUCAGCCUUUCUUCUUGUUAAAGUGCAAAGUGGAAAUUUCAAUUCUGAAUGUAUUCACACGUACCCACAGAUAACCAAAAGUCUCUGGCAUUGGGAUUUAGGGCUUUGAUGUAAGAUGCAUCAUAACAGAGAAAUCAUUACGUUUUCAGUGUAUGUAUGUAUGUUUCAGAAAGUAACACUUGAAAAAAUUGUACUAGAUUCAUAGAAUCAUAGAAUCACCAAGGUUGGAAAAGACUCGCAAGAUCACGCAGUCCAACCAUGUACCCAUCACCAAUAGCUCUCACUAACCCGUGUCCCUCGACAUGUUAUUUCAUGAAGUCGAACAGUCACACGUUGAACAUGUGAUUUCUGUGAACCUCUGCAUCAUUUGUUCCUGACUGCUGUUUAUGAUGAAAAUUAGUGGCUCUAAUUGUUUCACACAUUGGUUUGUGGUCUCUCAUUUCACUUCUUAGUUUACCACCAACUAUUUUCUCUUCUUUCCUUUUAUAACCUGGUAUUGUAUUUGUGAGGGAAACCAAGAUAGCUGGUUGGACUUCUUUUGUUUUGCCUAUUAAAAUAUAAAUAUUUACUGCAA
Molecule: messenger RNA, 5683 nt
Organism: Tympanuchus pallidicinctus (lesser prairie-chicken)
Lineage: Eukaryota; Metazoa; Chordata; Aves; Galliformes; Phasianidae
Gene: AOX1
Product: aldehyde oxidase 1
Exons: 35
Coding region: 79-4107 (1342 amino acids)
Molecular function (GO): FAD binding; oxidoreductase activity; NAD binding
Source: RefSeq, a predicted model, not a curated record